Molecule: messenger RNA, 674 nt
Organism: Populus nigra (black poplar)
Lineage: Eukaryota; Viridiplantae; Streptophyta; Magnoliopsida; Malpighiales; Salicaceae
Product: protein NONRESPONDING TO OXYLIPINS 2, mitochondrial
Exons: 3
Coding region: 131-412 (93 amino acids)
Source: RefSeq, a predicted model, not a curated record
UCAGACACAAAGAGACUGAAAAGAAAACUAAAACCCCACUUUAAAGUUUUAAACCCCAAAACUGAAAUCCCUAUUGAAUUUCCAAAAACCCUAAACCCAAGUACUCACAACAUUUCUUGUCUUCUAAAAAAUGGCGUCUCGCUACAGGUCUCUCUCAAAACCAACUUUCUCUCUUCUCAAAUCCACCACCAACAAACCUACCCUUCAACCCAAAUCCACACCUUCUCUUCUCCCUGCACGCCCUUCUCUCACAUUUUCAAGGCCAGUUCCUCAAUUGGGUGCUAUUCAAUCUCUGCUUCCAUUUCACUCGGCUGUCUCUUCAGCUAGGCUCACGUCAUGCCUCAGCAUUGAUUCAAGGAGCUCACGGUCGUUGUCUCAGGGUAUGCUCUGCAGUGCGAACCCUGGAGUUUGAUAUUCUCCGAAUGUUUUAGUUUUAGUUUCUAACUAGGUCUCAGUGUGCCUCGAUAAGGAUAUGAGCUGCAAGAAGAUAAUAGCUGAUGGAUCGAAGUCAUUCCUUUUGGCUAUUUCCUUUUCAAUGUCUAAACACUCAAUCUGAAAGGGUCAUAGGUGCAAGAUUUUGAAAUUUUUGUUGGAUUUCUUAUAUCAUCUCAUGGAUUGAAGCGCUAAUUUGAUACGGUUGCUAUAUUUAAGGAAUAAAAUUAUCUUGCCAUUUA